AUGUCGAUCGACACGACGGAAAAGGUGCUGGCUGAUCGGCGCUUCGACACGGCGCGCGAGCUUGUGGAGGAGAUUGCGUUCGCGCAGAACCGACGCAAGCUUUUCGAGACGCUCGCGGACGUGCUCGAGCGCAACUCGAUGGACAUUCCCUUCGCCAUGUGCUACAGCAUCUCGGACGAGCGCUCAUCGUACCCAAACGUUGACCUGACGCUGGAGGCGGCCAUCGGCAUCCCGGACGACCACCCCUGCUGCCCCUACAAGAUGCAAGUGCCGCUUCCUGCGCGAAGGAGACCGAUGGCCGCGCCAAUGCAGGAUUUACGGCCGGAUCUGCUGCACGGCAGCCCGUCGCCGAGCAUCAGCUCGCGGCGCAUGAGCUCGCGCUCCAUGACGAGCUCGGGCGGCACGAUGCGCGGGCAGUCGUACAUCGUGAGCGAGGACCGGACGGCAUGGCCAAUCGCCCAGGCACUGCAGGUCCGGCAAUGUGUGGUGAUGGACGAUUGCUCCGAGCUUAUCGAGGGCCUGCCGCUGCGGCAAUGGGACAUGCUCCCCGAUCAGGCCAUCGUCGUGCCUAUCAUGAACAACCACACAAGCCCAAGUGCCGUCCUUAUCUUGGGCCUGAACGUACACUCGACCCUGGACCAGGCGUACCUCGACUGGAUUCACGUGCUGCGGGGCCACUUAGCCUCGGCGAUCGCCUCGGUCACCGCGUUCGAGACGCAAGUCUCGCAACGAUUGGAGCGCGAGAAGCUCGAACGAGCCAAAACGGCGUGGUUCCGUGGCGCCGCGCACGAGUUCCGCACGCCGCUGACGCUAAUCGCGGGGCCGCUUGAGGACGUGCUCUCAACGCCGCUAGACGGCGAGCAGCGCAACACGAUCAAGCUCGCGCAACGCAAUGUUCAGCGACUACAGCGGCUCGUCACUUCGCUCCUCGACUUUACGCGCAUAGAAGCAGGCCGUCUGACAGCACACUUUGCACCCGGCGACUUUGGGCAGUUUGUCGAGAACAUCGCAUCGCUCUUCAAACCUGCCCUCGACCGCAAGGGAAUCGAGUUCCUUCUCGACAUACAGGAGUCUAGUGACCUUGUUUCGUUCGACCCGGUGCUCUUCGAGAUGGUGCUCAGCAACGUGCUCUCAAACAGCUUCAAGUACACGGCGACUGGCAGCGUCACGCUCAAGGUGUGGUUCGACUCGAAUGUGAACCUCUCUGUCGUCGAUACCGGCAUCGGCGUCGGGGAAGACGAGGAAGUCGGCAAGCUUUACCACCGCACGCAGACAGCCGUUCAGAGCGGCGUCGGCGGCACUGGCAUUGGUCUCGCGUUGGCCAAAGAGAUCGUAAAGCUGCACGAGGGCGAGCUGUCGAUCUCGCAGAAUGCCGACGGUAUCGGCACGCACGUCUUGAUCUGGUUCCCGAAGGACCACCUCGAGACCGAGGACUACUUCUCCGUCGCGCCGAUUGGAGCGUACGUCCGCCAAACCGCCAGCGAGAUGGUCCUGUCUACGAUCGGCGAGGAGGUCGGCAGCGAGUGGUCCGGUGACACAGGUCGCGACUCGACCAGCAGCAUCGGUACGCCGCUGACGAUGGGCUCCUCGCAAAGCAUAUCUGGCACGAGCUCGGUCGCAGCGCAAGCACUCGGCGAGGCGCUCAUGUUUGAGAAGAGUGACAUCCUCCUAGUGGUGGACGACAACGAGGAGCUGCGGACGUACAUCUCCCACAUCUUCUCGCCAUUCUGCACGGUGAUCCAGGCCUCAGGCGGUGACGAGGCGUACAAGCUGGUCAAGAGUCAUCGACCGCAUCUCGUCCUAUCGGACCUGCUCAUGCCGGCAUCGAGCGGAAUGGACCUGCUCCUCGCGAUCCGCAGCUCCGAAGACCGCGGUAUCAAGAGCACGCCCGUCAUCAUCCUGUCGGCGAUCAACGACGACGAGACACGCCUCGAAGGCCUCGUCGGUGGCGCGGAGGAGUACAUCUCGAAACCGUUCAAGCGCAACGAGCUCCUAGCCCGCGUACACCUGCACAUGCAGAUGGGCAAGCGACGGGCUGCUCUCGAGGACCUCUUCGCUCAGCGCGAGCAGGAGAUCGCAGUUCUCUCUGACCACUGUCCCUCUGGCAUCAUCCGCGCCGACGCAGAUGGACGAAUCGUGUAUGCGAAUGCCGCCUUCUGCGAGCCCGCGGGUAUCACCGCCAACGACAUUACUCGGGACACGGACCUACUCGCGCUGUGGAGCAAGUGCUGCGACGCCGACAUGGUCGAGCUGAUGGGCGACAAGUGGGCUGCGAUCUUUGACGGUGAAGCCGCCACGACCAACGUGACGUGGAAGUGGAAGACUGGACGCACGAUGACGGCAAACUUCAUCCGCCUCGACCAGGUCCGGCCCAACAUGAGCGGCAUCAUUGGCUGUGUCACCGACAUCACCUAUCAGGAGGAGCGGCUGCAGGAGGCGGAGCAGCGCCGCAUCGCCGCCGAGGAACAGAAGCGCUCUCACGAGCGUCUCGUCGACUUCACGAGCCACGAGAUUCGUACCCCCGUCAGCGCCAUCCUCCAGUGCAGCAGUAUCGUGAAGGAGAACCUCCUGUCACUGCAGGAACAGCUGCAGGAGGACGGUACGAUUCGCUCUUCUCCGGCCCUGCUGGCGCAGGUGAACGAGGACCUCGCCGCCCUCGACAGUAUCCACCAGUGCGGCCUCGUACAGGAACGUAUUGCAGCGGACGUGCUGUCACUCGCGCGCAUCCAGCUCGACAUGCUGUCCCUGCACUCUGUACCCGUUGACAUUGCCGAGGCGGGCCAGAGCGCUCUCAACCUCUUCAAGGCCGAGGCCAAGAUGAAGCGGAUCAACAUGGCGCUCGAGUUCGGGGACACGCUGCGCGAGACGGGCGUGCAUGCCGUGAAUACGGACCCCGUCCGGCUGGGCCAGGUUAUCACGAACCUGAUCAGCAACGCGAUCCGGUUCACGUCCACGUCGACUGUGCGCGACAUCACCGUCGCCUUCAAUGUCGCCUGGGCGCCGCCGACAACAAAUUGUCUCCUUCCUCCCGAGGCCGUGUACCCGCAGAACUGCCCGCCGGGCACGCCUGUGUAUCUCUACGUUGCGGUCCGGGACACAGGGCCAGGCAUGACGCCCGAGGAGCGCGACGGCCUGUUCCAGCGCUUCCACCAGGGCAACAAGAUGAUCCACACGCAGUACGGCGGCAGCGGGCUCGGUCUCUUCAUCUGCAAGAACAUCACGGAGCUCCUGGGCGGACGCAUCGAGGUCGAGUCGGCGGUGGGACGGGGGAGCGAGUUCCGCUUCUUCAUCCAGACCGAGACGGCAUCGAUGCCCCCGCCCAAGGUCGUCGAGACGGAGAUCAAGCAGCUGCAGCACAUCCAGAAGAUGAACGUGCUCGUCGUCGAGGACAACGACAUUAACAGCACCGUGCUCCGGCGCCAGAUCCUCAAGGCUGGUCUGGACUGCGACGUGGCCGACAACGGGCUCGUGGCCCUCAACCACCUCUUGGCCGUGCAGGACCUGCCCCCGCUGACGCCCGGCAGCGAGGCGAGCAUCAACUUAGAGCCGCCUCUGUCACCCGUUGGAUCGGCAGGCUCGGCCCAGAGGCAGCCCUACGACGUGGUCCUGAUGGACCUCGAGAUGCCCGUCAUGGACGGCCUGACUGCUGUCCGUCGCAUACGGCAGUUCGAGGCGGAAGGCAAACUGCCCGGUCACCAGCUCGUGAUUGCGCUCACGGGCAAUGCGCGCGAGGGCCAGAUCGAGGAGGCCCUCAAGUCCGGCAUGGACGACGUCGUCAUCAAGCCGUACAAGCUGCCCCAGCUGCUGAGGACGAUGGAGCAGGCAGUCAUGGGCCAGAGUCUGGGCGAUCUCCGCUUGAACUGA
This is a messenger RNA of Trichosporon asahii var. asahii CBS 2479, 3864 nucleotides long. RefSeq names its product two-component-like hybrid sensor histidine kinase 2. Lineage: Eukaryota; Fungi; Basidiomycota; Tremellomycetes; Trichosporonales; Trichosporonaceae. The coding region runs from base 1 to 3864 and encodes 1287 amino acids. The transcript has a single exon. The record is from RefSeq and is a predicted model, not a curated record. Gene Ontology annotation, molecular function: histidine phosphotransfer kinase activity; phosphorelay sensor kinase activity. Gene Ontology annotation, biological process: phosphorelay signal transduction system; protein autophosphorylation.